Messenger RNA from Nannospalax galili (Upper Galilee mountains blind mole rat), 2046 nucleotides. It is a transcript of the gene Mmp25, whose product is annotated as matrix metallopeptidase 25. Gene Ontology annotation, cellular component: extracellular matrix. NCBI's taxonomy places the organism in Eukaryota, Metazoa, Chordata, Mammalia, Rodentia, Spalacidae. The coding region runs from base 1 to 2046 and encodes 681 amino acids. The record is from RefSeq and is a predicted model, not a curated record. The transcript has 11 exons. Gene Ontology annotation, molecular function: metalloendopeptidase activity; zinc ion binding. Gene Ontology annotation, biological process: proteolysis; extracellular matrix organization; collagen catabolic process.
AUGCCCCGGGUAUCCCGUCCUCGGAGGCCCCUAGGCUCUCACCUGUCGCCACCGGGCUCCCUCGGCUCCCUCCGAGGUCCCCCGAUCCCCGGUGCUCUCUUCCGGAGGCGGUGCCAGGUGCACGGCUUGUACAGCACCCCGAUCCCCACCUGGACCCUCGGCUGCUGCUGCUCUGGCCCUGCAGUGCCUCCCGGGAAUUUGGACCUCUCCUGCCCACCUCCACUACCCUGUGUUGGGUCCCUCGAUCCUCGCCGGGCCCCUGAUCUCCUCCCCAAGACCCCCAUUGUGACCCGAGUCUGGACCCUUCCAACUGUCCAGGCUGGGCGCGCCAUGCGGCCGGGGGCUCUUGGUCUCUGCCUGGCUCUCCAGCUUCAGGUGCUUAUGCUCGCUCUACUGGUGCCGCCGGUGUGCGCUCGGAAUCCCAGGGCGCAGGAUGUGAGCCUGGGCGUGGACUGGCUGACUCGCUAUGGCUACCUGCCGCCGCCGGAUCCUGCUCAGGCCCAGCUGCAGAGCGGUGAGAAGCUGCGGGAUGCCAUCAAAGUCAUGCAGAGAUUUGCUGGGCUGCCUGAGACAGGCCAAAUGGACCGGAUAACAAUAGCUACCAUGCACAAGCCCCGCUGCUCCUUGCCUGACGUGCUCGGGGCUGCAGGGCUGGUCAGGCGGCGACGGAGAUAUGCUCUAAGUGGCAGCAUGUGGAAGAAGCGUACGCUGACAUGGAGUGUCCAGUCCUUCUCCCAGAGUUCCCCGCUGAGCCAAGAGACUGUUCGGACCCUCAUGAGCUACGCCCUGGCUGUCUGGGGCAUUGAGUCAGGCCUCACCUUCCAGGAGGUGGAUUCUCAGCACCAGGAGCCUGACAUCCUCAUCAACUUUGCCAGGGCCUAUCACCAAGACAGUUACCCUUUCGAUGGACCUGGUGGUACCCUGGCUCAUGCCUUUUUCCCUGGGGAGCACCCCAUCUCCGGGGACACUCACUUCGAUGAUGAGGAGACCUGGACUUUUGGUUCAAAAGAUGGUGAAGGAAUUGACCUGUUUGCAGUAGCAGUUCAUGAGUUUGGCCAUGCCCUAGGCCUUGGCCACUCUUCUGCACCCGACUCCAUCAUGAGGCCCUUUUACCAGGGCCCUGUGGGCGAACCCAACAAAUACCGUCUGUCCCAGGAUGACCGUGAUGGCUUGCAGCAGCUCUAUGGGAAAGUACCCCAAACCCCAAAUGACAAACCCACAAGGAAACCCCUGGCUCCUCCUCCUCCCCAGCCUCCAGUCCUGCCCCCUGACAGCCCCUCCACACCUGUGCCUGAUCGAUGUGAGGGCAAUUUUGAUGCCAUUGCUAACAUCCGGGGGGAAACGUUCUUCUUCAAAGGCCCCUGGUUCUGGCGCCUCCAACCCUCAGGUCAGCUGGUGUCGCCCCGUCCCGCCCGGUUGCACCGCUUCUGGGAGGGGCUGCCCACUCACGUGCAGGUCAUCCAAGCUGCCUAUGCCAGACCCGGAGACGGCCGAAUAAUCCUCUUCAGUGGCCCCCAGUUUUGGGUGUUCCAGGACAGGCAGCUGGAGGGCUCCGCGCGGCCGCUGGCAGAGUUGGGGCUGCCCCCGGGAGAGGAGGUGGACGCCGUGUUCUCCUGGCCACUUAACGGGAAGACGUACUUGAUCCGAGGCCAGCAGUACUGGCGGUACGACGAGGUCGUCUCGCGCCCAGACCCUGGCUACCCGCGUGUCCUGAGUCUCUGGGAGGGGGCUCCCCCCGCUCCAGAUGAUGUCACCGUCAGCAACACAGGUGACACCUACUUUUUUAAGGGCAUCUAUUUCUGGCGCUUUGCGAAGGGCAGUGUCAAAUCUGAGCCGGAUUCCCCCCAGCCCAUGGGACCCAAGUGGCUGGACUGCCCUCCCCCAAAUUCUGACCCACAAGUCCCCAGGUUGCCGCCCAAAGAGACCCCUAAGCCCGGAACCUGCGAUUGUCGCUGCGAACUCAACCAGGCCACGGGCAGGACCCGCAGCACCGCGACCGUCCUGCUGCUCCUGCUGCCCCUCCUGGCUGGAGGUGUCUUCUGUUAA